This is a messenger RNA of Zygotorulaspora mrakii, 1026 nucleotides long. RefSeq names its product Rav2p (gene RAV2). Gene Ontology annotation, cellular component: RAVE complex. The record is from RefSeq and is a predicted model, not a curated record. Lineage: Eukaryota; Fungi; Ascomycota; Saccharomycetes; Saccharomycetales; Saccharomycetaceae. Bases 1 to 1026 code for a protein of 341 amino acids. The transcript has a single exon.
AUGACCGCACGAUUAUAUCCUAACGAUUAUUUUGGUGGUCCUGAGAACUACACUAGAGAACAAGAUGUUAUCAAUGAGCGUUCGUGGCUUGUGGAAGAUAUAAUUAAACCUGAAUUACCAAAUAUUUUGGGGAACGUCGAGAAAUGCUUGGAGAUGCUAAAUAGUGAGCAGAUCUUUAAAAUGCCUAUAAGUAAUGGAGCAUCUGGUGAUGAUGGCAGUAAUCCUUCAAUAAAAGGCAUUGUGGUGAGGCAAGGCUCAUUUCUGCUAGAUUUCAAGGCAAUCAUUAUCUUUCCAGAAUUCCACAAUGGAAAGCAAAUCCUUCUGAGAAUGGAUACUGGGAAAAAAUUCCCGCUCGCACAAAUUCAGUCAAUAGAGCUUAAUCUUCAAGAGAUAUUGGAAAUAUUGGAGGAGCUACAGACUCUAAAAGAGCUUGAUAAUUUCAUCGAGAAAUUUGGAAUAGUUUUGAAGCUAUUAAUCGAAUCUAUAAACCUUAUAGAAAAUCCUCCGAGGACUCUUUGCUUUCCUGAUAGUAACAACUUUGCUAUGAGACAGAUGUUUAAAGAAUACCAAUCGAUCUGCGAAAGUCAUCACCAUGAAAUCAGUAUGGAUAUAAUACUAUUCAAAAGUGAACUAUGCGUGGACCUACGGAAUCUCAGCAUAGUCACAAAAAAACCGUGGUGUAAUAUCGAUGUGGAGACGGGCAAAUCUUUUAGCGAUACCAUUAAAGAUAAACUGACAGUAGAUAGAUCCAAGACUCUUGUGAAUACGUUGAAGGAAAAUGGAGUUCAUAUUGAAGAACCAAGCAUAAUAAAUAAUAUUAUUAUGUCCACAUUCAAUACAGAAGCCACAACUCUAGCACAAGCUCAAUACUAUAUGAAUAGGUGUGUCACAUUUAAUGGAAAGGCUGUUAUUGAAUGUGAAAAAUUGGAAAUAACUACCAGUGAUCCGUCACUUAUAAGCAUAACGACCAAGCUCAAUGCUUUAGAAAACAGUAUUAGCAACUAUUAUACAAACUUGAAAAUUUAG